This is a messenger RNA of Ilex paraguariensis (yerba mate), 303 nucleotides long. Lineage: Eukaryota; Viridiplantae; Streptophyta; Magnoliopsida; Aquifoliales; Aquifoliaceae. The record is from the annotation of a GenBank genome assembly.
AUGAAUGUCUGCGACAGUUGCUCAGAUUACUCGGCUUCUUCUGGCUAUGUGGCCUGGGAUUUUGUGGCUGGUGAUAUGGACGAAUUCUCUGAUGAGAUGUCGGAUGGGUUUUGGGAAGACGAACAAGAUGUCGAGGAUGUGGAAAUGUGGUUCUACGAUGGUUUGGAUCAUUUCAAAGGUGGUUCGUCCACUCCAAAUUCUGCUCUUAUAGCUUAUUGCUUAUACUGCUUGUAUGAAGUUCAUCUUGAUGUACAUACCUCAAUGUUGCAAAUCGUGGCAUUGUAUCCUGCACUAAUGCUGUAA